Messenger RNA from Pisolithus orientalis, 688 nucleotides. RefSeq lists its product as uncharacterized. The transcript has a single exon. Lineage: Eukaryota; Fungi; Basidiomycota; Agaricomycetes; Boletales; Pisolithaceae. The annotation marks the transcript as partial. The record is from RefSeq and is a predicted model, not a curated record.
GACGCGUGUAGAGUGUUUGUAGCCGAACGGUAUUCCCUCGGGUGGUGCGAUAUCAUCGUCGAUCCGGGCCGGGCAAUCAUCUUUGCGCCCUUGUUUGCCUUGCCUGCGCAAAUUGAGGCAUUCGCAGAGAGGAUAUCGAGUGAGUCAUGGCGAUACGAUGAGAUUCUUGUCGUGUUCGAGGCAUAUCCGAGCGCAAGAAGCUACCGAGCGAAUGAUAAGAGUGGAGAUCGAGGUGGCUUGGGGCUGAACGCAUAUACUCCUCCGAUCCUCAAAGCUAUUAGAAGGUUGAGAAGGAUUGUGAGUAUUGCGGAGGGGUGCGGGACAAAAGAUAAUAGGUGUUCGGUUAUAUGGGCAUUUGCAAAUGCAAUCGAAGAAGCCGCAAAGGUGGUAAGAUGUUUCGGCAAGGAAGCCUGUGCGAGGGCUGAGCAAGGGGGAGCAGGCGUGCUAUGGGGAGACAGGGAGUGGCUGGAAGAAGAGGAAAUGGAAGGCGAAGGAGAUCUUGUGGGGGUGGAUGGUAUGAAUGCCUUUGCAGCAUUUGUAAUGUUGUGUGGGAGGACGUUGGAAGAUGUGCUUGAUAUGUCACCCGAGAACAGGGCGGAGGAAUUCGCGGCAUUGGUAGGGCAGAAGUGUGUGGUACGUGUGUGUAGAUUCGUUGCUGUUAUUUUGCUAAUAGACGUGCACUAGGAGG